CUCACAGAUUCUCCUCCAGAAUCAUUUUCGCUAUAUUAAUCAUCCUCUUCUCUCUCUCAUAACCCGCACUCCACAAAGCUAGGGGAAGAGAUAUGGCUCGCCUUACUAUUACCUUGGUCUCUUCCAUCCUGCUAUUCCUCUUCUCCGCCGCUGUCGCUGGAUCAAGCUUCAGCGAUUCUAACCCAAUCAGACUUGUCUCCGACCGUCUUCGUGACUUCGAAGCCUCUGUCGUUAAAGUCGUCGGCGAAACUCGCCAUGCUCUUCGCUUCGCCCGUUUUGCUUACAGGUACGGGAAGAGGUACAAGACCGAGGAGGAAAUGAAGCUGAGGUUCGCGAUUUUCUCGGAAAAUUUGGAUUUGAUCAGAUCCACGAACAAAAAGGGUUUGCCAUAUACUCUUGCUGUUAAUGAUUUUGCUGAUUGGACCUGGGAAGAAUUCCAAAAGCACAGAUUGGGAGCUGCUCAGAAUUGCUCUGCCACCACAAAAGGCAGUCACAAGCUUACUGACGUUGUUCUUCCUGAAACAAAAGACUGGAGGGAAAUAGGCAUAGUCAGCCCGGUUAAAAAUCAGGGCCACUGUGGUUCUUGCUGGACUUUCAGUACCACUGGAGCUCUUGAAGCAGCCUAUCAUCAGGCUUUUGGAAAAGGAAUCUCUCUGUCUGAGCAACAGCUUGUGGAUUGUGCCGGAGCUUUUAAUAACUUCGGCUGCCAUGGUGGAUUGCCAUCACAAGCCUUUGAGUAUAUCAAAUAUAAUGGUGGUCUUGAAACUGAGGAAUCAUAUCCCUACACUGGAGAAGAUGAUACCUGCAAAUUCUCAUCUGAAAAUGUUGCCAUCCAAGUGCUCGAUUCUGUUAACAUUACCCUUGGUGCUGAAGAUGAAUUAAAGCAUGCAGUUGCCACGGUUCGUCCUGUGAGUGUAGCUUUCCAAGUAGUAAGUGGUUUCCGUUUUUACAAGAGUGGAGUUUACACUAGUGAUGUUUGUGGCGGCACUCCAAUGGAUGUGAACCAUGCUGUUCUUGCAGUGGGAUAUGGAGUCGAAGAUGGUGUCCCAUAUUGGCUGAUCAAGAACUCAUGGGGGGAAAAUUGGGGUGAUCAUGGCUAUUUUAAGAUGGAGCUGGGCAAAAACAUGUGUGGUGUUGCAACUUGCGCAUCAUAUCCCGUUGUAGCUUAAUGUAAUUUCGAAGACGAAUGCCCUUUGAUUAGUAAUUUGUGGUACAAGAUUCCAGUUUCAGUUACAAAUGAAGUUAGGAUGAAAGGUUGUGAUGUAAUGAUAUUGGUUUCAUUUCAUGUAUAAAAUAAGAAUCUGGGAUUGUUAUCUCAUAUACAAGAAGAAAGAUAUUGUGUAAAUUAUAACUUGAUUUAUGUUAAGUAGCAUAAUAAGAAA
Molecule: messenger RNA, 1382 nt
Organism: Jatropha curcas
Lineage: Eukaryota; Viridiplantae; Streptophyta; Magnoliopsida; Malpighiales; Euphorbiaceae
Product: thiol protease aleurain
Biological process (GO): proteolysis
Molecular function (GO): cysteine-type peptidase activity
Source: RefSeq, a predicted model, not a curated record